Jaminaea rosea is the source of this 1857-nucleotide messenger RNA. RefSeq lists its product as hypothetical. The transcript has 3 exons. The coding region runs from base 147 to 1694 and encodes 515 amino acids. NCBI's taxonomy places the organism in Eukaryota, Fungi, Basidiomycota, Exobasidiomycetes, Microstromatales. Gene Ontology annotation, molecular function: 3'-tRNA processing endoribonuclease activity. The record is from RefSeq and is a predicted model, not a curated record. Gene Ontology annotation, cellular component: nucleus.
CGCAUAACUCGUCCUCGCUCAUCGAGACGCAGCGGCAGUAGAUCAAUUUCCGGAGCAAAGACACGCAAGAGAGAUCCCGCGAGCAACAUAUCGACCUUGCCACACUUGCCCACGUCUCUGCCUUGCUGCGUCCUCCCCGCAUCACGAUGAGCGGCGACGAUGUUAAGCUGCAGUUUCUAGGCACCUCGAGCGCUCCUUCGGGCUCGCGCAACUACUCGUCGCUCGUCGUCCACUUUGACAGCAAGACUUCGGUCAUGGUGGACUGCGGUGAGGGCACACAACAGCAAAUCAACGAUAAGAGGAUUGGCGGUGACGCAAAGGUCUCGAGCAUUCAAAUGAUCCUCAUCACGCAUCUCCACCAAGACCACGUCCUCGGUCUUGCUCCCCUCUUGACGACCCUCCUUGGCCCGUCAGCUGCUCCAUCACAUGACGACAAGCCGCGCGUCCACAUCUUCGGCCCGCUUGGGCUGCGAGCACUCCUGCGCACUCAACUCACCCUCUGCUACACCACCCUCAACGUCAACUACACCGUCCACGAGCUGCUCUGGCCCGACCAGCAGCCUACGGGUGUCCAUCCUCAGGCCAGCACGCUCGAGACGGACGUCGGCCUUGCCGGCUCGACUCACGGCCCUCGACGCGUCAUACCGCAGCUGCCCCUUCACUCCAAUGAGGUGCAAGGACGCGACAUCUUCCUCGAUCCCCCUUCCGCCUCCUGGCCCAACAUCGCAGAGCUAGCCGGCUUCAAAAUUAGCGCUGCUCCCAUCUUGCAUCGUGCGCCCACCGUUGGCUAUAUCUUUGCCGAAGCCCCCACGUCCUCGCCCAUCGACCCACGAGUCAUUGCACAGAUCGAUGCGCAGGCCUCGGAGAUUCGAGCAAAGGGCAUUUCCAAUCAUCGAUCCCUUGUCGGCAAGCUCAUCAAGGAGCGCAAGACGAUUGAGCUACCGGAUGGCACCAAGCUUGAGCCACCUCCUCUUGACGUGCCAGGCCGCAAACUUGUCAUCCUGGGCGACACCUGCGACGCCUCCGGCGGCCUCGGAGACAGGAUCGGUCUCGUUCCCCUCGCUCAAGGCGCCGACAUUCUGGUCCAUGAAUCAACGAACGCCCACAUCGACCCUGCCAUCACGGGCAACGGCAAAAAGGGCGAGACGCUCGCCGACGUUACGGAGAAGGCCACCUCCCGUGGACAUUCCACUCCCCAAGGGGCAGGCGCCUUUGCAGGUCGCAUCAAUGCCCAGCAGCUCCUUCUCAACCACUUCAGCGUGCGCUACCCUGCUCCCCCUCCUUGGCUCGCCACCGCCGGCUCCGGGACAGGCAAUUGGCACGCAAACAAGGCAGGCUCGCAACAGCAGCUUCAGACCUUUGAGAAGUAUCGAGCCACAAUGCGUUCAUUUGAGGAUCAAGCCACAGCUGCUUGGCACGAUGCGAUGCCCAAAGACGCACCACUCGAUGCUGCCUGGCGCGGCAAGAAAGCAAUUGCUACGCAUGACGGCUAUAUUCACAGUGUGCCACGCAAAUUGCCCGGCCAAAUGAUGAAGGAGCAAGCCAACGUACCGCCUGUGGGAAGUGUCAAUACAGGGGUGAGCGUGUCCACGGGGCAGCCGAGCGCCAAGCAACGCAACAAGCAGAAGUAUUGGUCAAGGAGCAGGGGCAGAGGCAGAGGCAGAGGCAGAGGCAGGGGCACGAAGACUCACUGAAAUGGACGUUGCCUUUUUUCUGCUUUUCCCUGCUUGGCUAGCAUUGCAUCCACUCAAGGCGGUGGCGUCUCCCCUCCCAUUCGCAAAGUCAAAGGUGUCAAGGGUCUCUUCCGCCACGACUUGAUCAACGGAGCACCACCUACUACACCGCAGGCAGUACCGC